GGGCUGGCGGCGAGUGGGCUGAGGUCCAUUCGGUACGCGAUGGAGGUUACGGAGCUGGGUCGCAUCGAUGCCAACGAUCUGGACCCCGACGCCGCCACCGCCAUGGCUCGCAACAUCGCCCUGAACGGGGGGGCGGCGGCGGAGAAGAUCCGCAUCUCGCAGGGGGAUGCGCGGCUGGUGAUGAUGCAGAACCCCGGGGGGUACGACGUGGUGGAUCUGGAUCCGUACGGCACUCCCGCCAUGUUUCUGGAUUCUGCCGUACAAGCGGUUUCGGAUGGCGGUUUGCUGAUGGUUACCGCAACCGACAUGGCCAACCUCUGCGGCAACAACAGUACGGCAUGCUGGUCAAACUACGGCAUCUAUCCCGUGCACCGCUCGUACUGCCACGAGAUGGCCCUUCGCAUCGUACUGGCUUGCAUCGAGACGCAUGCGGCCAGGUACAAGCGCCGUAUCGUGCCGCUGCUGAGCCUCUCAGUCGACUUCUACGUGCGCCUCUUCAUCCGCGUGUACACCUCGCCCAACGACGUGAAGGACUCGCCGAGCCGUCUGGCCUACCUGUGGCAGAGCUCCGGCUGCGACUCCUUCUGGCUGCAGCCCGUGGGUCAGAAGCGCACGCACAACGGCCAGGUGAAGCACAUGCCCGGAUCGGGCCCCGCGGUGGAGCCCCGCUGCCCGGACACCGGCUCGGGAUACAUCAUGGGUGGGCCCAUCUGGGCAGGACCCAUCCACGACGUGGAGUUCGCCAAAGAGCUGCUGGCGGAUUUCGAGUCUGCGGGGGCGGAGCAGCGGUACGCGCAGGCGGUUAAGAUCCGCGGCUACCUGCUGAAUGUGGUUUCGGAGCUGCCGGACGCCCCGCUGUACUACAACCUGCACGACAUUUGCAAAAUGGUCCGGGUGACCCCGCCCAAGUCGGACCAGUUCCGCUCCGCCCUGGUGCAUGCGGGCUACCGGGUGUCCGGCAGCCACUGCUGUCCGCUGGCUAUCAAGACGGACGCGCCGCCGGGGGUGGUGUGGGACGUGGUGCGGUGCUGGGUGCGGCGGACCGGCGCCUCGGCCGCGGCGCUCAAGGACCCCGAGUCGUACUGCGCCAAGAUGCUGGCGAAGGAGCCCUCCCUGGAGGCCGACUUCUCCAUCACCUCCGCCGCCAUGUCGCGAGCCAAGGACGACAAGGCGCCGCGAUUUGUCAUCAACCCCGCCUACUGGGGGCCCAAGGCGCGGCACGGCAGGCCAGACCAGACGCGACCCAACCCGGAUGAGGGGGAGGGAGGUGACCCGCGGGUCGGUGGCGGACGCAAUAAGGACAAGCGGGGACGAGGGCGCGAAGGAGCCGGUGCUGCUGCAGCUGCUGCUGGCGGAGCUCAGGGGGCACCGGCCACCGGGGGUUCAGGGGAGGCGGGAAACGGGGAAGGGAAGGAGGAGGUGGGCGCGCAGGCGGGGACGGCGAUGGAUGUGGGGCAAGCGGGCGCGGAGGAGGCGGCGGCAGGGGGAAAGAAGCGGCCCGCUGAGGAGGCGGCGGCAGACGGGGCGGUUGCGGGUGUGGCGGAGGUGACGGAGGCGGGUGCGGAGGUGGAGGCGGAGGGAGGGCAGGGGGAAGCCAAGCGGCAGAAGGCGUGAGGGGGUGCGAGGAAGGGUAGCGGGAGUAGCGGGGAUGCGUACGUGUGUGUUGCAGUGCAGGCUACCUUACCUGGCGGGUUUGGGGUUGUAGAUUAUAGAUGAUAGACGGGAAGAAGAGGAAUGGGGUGAUUUGGGAGCCAGGGUUUGGCUGCUGCUACCGGCACGGUGUUACACACAUGACCUUAUUCAUUCACUCCUGGCUCUCUGCUGCCCGGGUUCUGCACUGCGUACGGCAAGGCUGAAGGUGUGUGCUGUACGACAGGCAACGGUAACGGUUAUGACCUGAAAGUAGGAAAAAGGACAAUCUGGGGAUGCUUGUUCUUUAUCGGGACGGAUGCUUGCGGUACGUAGGUGUACGGCGCACCACCAUACUACUUGAAUACCAUUGAAG
Messenger RNA from Astrephomene gubernaculifera, 2005 nucleotides. The record is from the annotation of a GenBank genome assembly. NCBI's taxonomy places the organism in Eukaryota, Viridiplantae, Chlorophyta, Chlorophyceae, Chlamydomonadales, Astrephomenaceae.